AUGCGCACGCGCGUCGUAUGGUUACAAACAGCUUCUAGCGACGAUUCCAUUCGCACAGCCGAUCGCAAGGAGAUUGACAAGGCAGCAGCACCACCACCACCACCACCACAGUCCGCUGCAGAUACCCUCCCCACCCCAGAGGCAGCAGCACCACCACCACGACAGUCCGCUGCAGAUACCCUCCCCACCCCGGAGGCAGCAGUACCACCACAGUCUGCUGCAGAUAUCCUCCCCACCCCUGAGGCAGCAGCACCACCACCACCACCACAGUCUGCUGCAGAUACCCUCCCCACCCCAGAGGCAGCAGUACCACCACAGUCUGCUGCAGAUACCCUCCCCACCCCGGAGGCAGCAGCAUCACCACCACCACCACAGUCCGCUGCAGAUACCCUCCCCACCCCAGAGGCAGCAGUACCACCACAGUCUGCUGCAGAUACCCUCCCCACCCCGGAGGCAGCAGCACCACCACCACCACCACAGUCUGCUGCAGAUACCCUCACCACCCCAGAGGCAGCACCACCUCCACCACCACCACAGUCUGCUGCACAUACCCUUCUCACCCCAGAGGCAGCAGCACCACCACCACCACCACAGUCCGCUGCAGAUACCCUCCCCACCCCAGAGGCAGCAGCACCACCACAGUCUGCUGCAGAUACCCUCACCACCCCAGAGGCAGCACCACCUCUACCACAGUCCGCUGCAGAUAUCCUCCCCACCCCUGAGGUAGCAGCACCACCACCACCACCACAGUCUGCUGCAGAUACCCUCCCCACCCCGAAGGCAGCAGCAUCACCACCACCACCACAGUCCGCUGCAGAUACCCUCCCCACCCCAGAGGCAGCAGUACCACCACAGUCUGCUGCAGAUACCCUCCCCACCCCGGAGGCAGCAGCACCACCACCACAGUCUGCUGCGGAUACCCUCACCACCCCAGAGGCAGCACCACCUCCACCACCACCACAGUCUGCUGCACAUACCCUUCUCACCCCAGAGGCAGCAGCACCACCACCACCACCACCACCACCACAGUCCGCUGCAGAUACCCUCCCCACCCCAGAGGCAGCAGCACCACCACAGUCUGCUGCAGAUACCCUCAUCACCCCAGAGGCAGCACCACCUCCACCACAGUCCGCUGCAGAUAUCCUCCCCACCCCUGAGGCAGCAGCAGCACCACCACCACCACCACCACCACAGUCCGCUGCAGAUACCCUCCCCACCCCAGAGGCAGCAGCACCACCACCACGACAGUCCGCUGCAGAUACCCUCCCCACCCCGGAGGCAGCAGUACCACCACAGUCUGCUGCAGAUAUCCUCCCCACCCCGGAGGCAGCACCACCUCUACCACAGUCCGCUGCAGAUAUCCUCCCCACCCCUGAGGUAGCAGCACCACCACCACCACCACAGUCUGCUGCAGAUACCCUCCCCACCCCGGAGGCAGCAGCAUCACCACCACCACCACAGUCCGCUGCAGAUACCCUCCCCACCCCAGAGGCAGCAGUACCACCACAGUCUGCUGCAGAUACCCUCCCCACCCCGGAGGCAGCAGCACCACCACCACAGUCUGCUGCAGAUACCCUCACCACCCCAGAGGCAGCACCACCUCCACCACCACCACCACAGUCUGCUGCACAUACCCUUCUCACCCCAGAGGCAGCAGCACCACCACCACCACCACCACCACAGUCCGCUGCAGAUACCCUCCCCACCCCAGAGGCAGCAGCACCACCACAGUCUGCUGCAGAUACCCUCACCACCCCAGAGGCAGCACCACCUCCACCACAGUCCGCUGCAGAUAUCCUCCCCACCCCUGAGGCAGCAGCACCACCACCACCACAGUCCGCUGCAGAUACCCUCCCCACCCCAGAGGCAGCAGCACCACCACCACGACAGUCCGCUGCAGAUACCCUCCCCACCCCGGAGGCAGCAGUACCACCACAGUCUGCUGCAGAUACCCUCCCCACCCCGGAGGCAGCAGCAUCACCACCACCACCACAGUCCGCUGCAGAUACCCUCCCCACCCCAGAGGCAGCAGUACCACCACAGUCUGCUGCAGAUACCCUCCCCACCCCGGAGGCAGCAGCACCACCACCACCACCACAGUCUGCUGCAGAUACCCUCACCACCCCAGAGGCAGCACCACCUCCACCACCACCACAGUCUGCUGCACAUACCCUUCUCACCCCAGAGGCAGCAGCACCACCACCACCACCACCACCACCACCACCACAGUCCGCUGCAGAUACCCUCCCCACCCCAGAGGCAGCAGCACCACCACAGUCUGCUGCAGAUACCCUCACCACCCCAGAGGCAGCACCACCUCCACCACCACCACCACCACCACAGUCUGCUGCACAUACCCUUCCCACCCCAGAGGCAGCAGCAGUAGCACCACCACAGUCUGCUCCACUGUAG
Pseudophryne corroboree (corroboree frog) is the source of this 2412-nucleotide messenger RNA. Its product is annotated as basic proline-rich protein-like. Lineage: Eukaryota; Metazoa; Chordata; Amphibia; Anura; Myobatrachidae. The record is from RefSeq and is a predicted model, not a curated record. The coding region runs from base 1 to 2412 and encodes 803 amino acids. The transcript has 4 exons.